Closterium sp. NIES-65 is the source of this 3510-nucleotide messenger RNA. NCBI's taxonomy places the organism in Eukaryota, Viridiplantae, Streptophyta, Zygnematophyceae, Desmidiales, Closteriaceae. The record is from the annotation of a GenBank genome assembly.
AUGGACGACGGAUUAACGAACGCGUCGCGUGCAAUCGCAGCACAGAACGGCGUGGGCGCGAAAGGUGACCACGACGAUGGCGACGCGGAUGAUGUGAUUGUAACGGUGGACCCUCUCCGCGUGAAGCGCGUGCGGCAGAUGGACGUCACCGGCAGCGAGGACCACGUGCUCGACCCCCCCGAGGGAGAGCGCAUGCUGGCUCUUCUGGCGCAGCUGGACGGUGCGCGCGCGCGCGCAGCACAGAGGAAGGGCGCGCGGGGGGGGAAGGGGGGCCGGAAACGGCGGGACAGGGGGGAGGCGGAUGGGGAUGCUGGCGGGGACGAGAAUGAGCGGGUGAAGGGGAGGAAAGGGCAGGGAGGGGGAGGGGAGGACUUGAAAGGAGGUGGGGGAAAGGCAGCAGGCGCAGGGGGAGCUGGGGGGAAGGCAGUGGCGGAGGCACAUGGGGAGUGGGCGUGGCAGGGGGUGAUGUCACAGUUGACGUCAGCACAGGAGGAGCUGAGGGUGAUAGUGGAUCUGGUGAAUGCGGUGGAGAGCGGUGCAGAGGGGCUGGCUGUGAGUGGCGUGUCGAAGCCAAAGCAGCAUGCAGCAGAGAUGAGCUCCGAGCUCACAGCCCGGCUGGCAGGCAAACUCACGCUGCUGCAGGUGGGUGCAGUGCGGUUCAGUGUGCUCGUCUCUUCCCCUCCCCGGUUGCCAGUUUCCGCUCCUGUCUGUUCCGCCUCCUCUCCCUUUUCCCUCUCCUCUGCUCCUCUCAUCCAUUCUCCCCGUUCUCGCCUUCCCCUCAUGACUGUCGCCAUUCUUCUCCUUCGCCCUGAUGUGGGGGGAGGCUUGCUGCACGCAGCAGCACGCCUCACACAGCAAGUCAGCGACGACGCACCGUUCUACACCGCACUCCAGCGCAUACAGCAUCGGUGGAAGGUGAAGCGCACCCACCCUGCCCUCGCCCCUCCGCCCACCCCUCUCUCCGCCGCCUCCUCAACCGCAGCUGGCUUUGCUGCUGACGUCACAGUGCAAUCGCUGCUCCUCUCCCUCCCUCACGCGCCCUCUCUACCUGCCAGCAUGCCUCUCAUACCCGCUACAAGCCUCCCCUUUACCUCAUUAAGACUCGAUAGGGACAAGCAGGGAAUGCUCCGGGCUGCUCCGCCUGAAGGCCAGCCAAUCAGGAGGCUCCAUGUCAGCGUGUUUGGGAGGGAAGCAGGCGGAGACAAUGGGGGGGAUGGUGGUGCUGGUGCUCGCAUUAGCAGUGAGGGGUUGGUGGGGAAGGGGGGAGAGGAGGAAGGCGAGGGUGGGAGGAUGGCAGAGGGGAAGGAAGGGGAGGAGGGGGCGGAGGAGAAGGAGGAAGGGGGUGUAGGGAGGGCGGUGCGCCAGGCUCACGAGCUUCUGAGGGCCGCGCAACGAUCGUGGUUUGACUGGCAGUCAGCAGCUGCAAGGGUGUAUCUAGGGGAGGCUUAUCUGUUGCUCCAGCAGCAGGCACAGGAAAGAGCGAGGAAUCUUCGCUUUCAGUUGCUAGACUCGGAAAUUGAAGGGGAGGGGGAAGGGGAGGAGGAGAGGGAGGGAGGUGAUGGGGGGACUGGGAUGCGGUGUGGGGGAGGGGGGGAGAGGGGGGAGGCACGGGUACGGGCAGCAGGGGGGCUGGAGUGGUGGGGGAGGAGUGAGGGGGGGGGGGAGGGGGGAGUGCGAUGGGGGGACCAGCGGGAAGCGGGAGGAAGGCGUCAGGAUGGGGAUGGGCAGGGGGCGGGGGAGGGGGAGGCAGCGGCGGUGGCACUGGUGCUGGCGGUGCUGCUGCUGGCGCUGGUGGCGGUGGUGGUGGGAGUGAGGUGGGGAUGGGUGUGGGGGUGGUGGAGUUGCUGUGGGGGGCAGCGGCACACAGGGCAAAGAAAAGGGCUGUGGAGCGAUGCCUGUUGCGCAUGGUAUGGUGGUGCUGGGAGUGUGUGCCAUGCAUGGUAUGGUGGUGCUGGGAGUGUGUGCCAUGCAUGGUAUGGUGGUGCUGGGAGUGUGUGCCAUGCAUGGUAUGGUGCUGCUGGGAGUGUGUGCCAUGCAUGGUAUGGUGCUGCUGGGAAUAUGUGCCAUGCGCGCUUCUCCCCCUACUCUGCUCCCCAUGCCGCUUCUCCCCCUACUCUGCUCCCCAUGCCGCUUCUCCCCCUACUCUGCUCCCCAUGCCGCUUCUCCCCCUACUCUGCUCCCCAUGCCGCUUCUCCCCCUACUCUGCUCCCCAUGCCGCUUCUCCCCCUACUCUGCUCCCCAUGCCGCUUCUCCCCCUACUCUGCUCCCCAUGCCGUUUCUCCCCCCACUCUGCUCCCCAUGCCAUUUUCCCCCCCACUGCCCUGGCCCGUCCACCAGGCGCGUCUCUGCCUGCACCUGACAGUCUGCUCACAUGCCACCCACCACCCCACCAUCGCUGCCUGGACUCUCUCCUUCCGCUCUCCUUCCUCCUGCACCGCUCUGCACCGCACUCACGGGGCACACGGUGGGCGGCUGGGCGAGGCGGAGAGAGGGGUGGGCGGGACAGGGGGAGGGGGGGGAGCAGAGGGGCAGGGAGGAGGAGAGGAGGACGAGGGGAGAGGUGGAGGAAAUGGAGAGGCGACGAGACUGGGAGAGAGGGAGGGUAUUGUUGAGGUAGAAGCAGGUGUGGAGGGUGGGGGCUGUGAUGUGGGAGGUGACAGGCAGGGCACGGUGGGAGGUGCGGCAGCAGAGGAACCAGCAGCGGCAGCAGCUGCAGCUGCGGGGGCUGCUGAGGAUGAUGGGGAGUUGCUCCAGGGGGAAAGGAGGGGAGAGGAGAAAGAGAGGAGUGGGGGAGCAGGGAGUGGGGGCGCGGGGGAGAGCGAGUGGGAGUGGGAGGUGGCGGUGCAGCUGAGAGACGUGGAGCUCUCUGUGCUGCCCACCGUGGAGGCCACAUGGUCACAUGCUGCUGUUGGUGCAAAUGCACAUGCUCAUUCACACACCGCCCGCCCUCUUCACCACACACACCCACGCGCACGCCUUCUCUCGCUCCCCACUGUGCUGCCCUCCCUGCCCGACCUCUCCUCACUGCUGCUCCACCGCGUCACCUCCUCCUGCCUCUCCUCCCUCCUCGCCCACGCCCACUCCCUCUCCCUCCCCGCAUCUGCCUCCCUGUCUUCCCUUUCCUUCACCACCGCGUCGCACCGCUCUGGACCACAUCAAGGUGGGGGUAUUACCACCGGGAGCAGCAGCAUGGGGGGCUGUGGCGCCGGUGCGGAGGAGCAGGAGUGCUGCUUGGUGGCGCGCCCGGAUGCGGCUGCCGGCUGUGUGGUCUGGUGGAUGGCUCCUAGAGAGCGCGCCCUUGCAGCGCUGCACGCACGUGCCGUGGCAGGCAGGAGGCCAGGCACGCCACGAGGCGGCGAGCGAGUGGGGUAUCCGGGGAGGAGCAACGGUGCUGCGAGCCGCGCGGGGGACGAGGAGGGAGAUGUGGGGGAGGAGGGGGGUGUGGUGCUGCUGGGAGCGUUGGGAGUGGAUGAGCUUAAAGAUGUGAUCACCAGAGCAGCCCUUUGCUAG